Messenger RNA from Peronospora farinosa, 1008 nucleotides. NCBI's taxonomy places the organism in Eukaryota, Oomycota, Peronosporomycetes, Peronosporales, Peronosporaceae. The record is from the annotation of a GenBank genome assembly.
AUGGAGCAGGUUUGUGCACUGGAAGGCCACAAUGAGCGUGUGUGGCACGUUUCGUGGCGCUUUGACAGCAAGUUAUUGGCAUCUUGUAGUGGAGAUCGUACCAUUCGUCUCUGGGCAGCUAAUAGUAGCGGCGUCUGGGAGUGCGUGGGUAUCUUGGAGGACGCACAGGGUCGGACUAUUCGAGCCUGCGAGUGGUCACCAGAUGGUCGCUACUUAGCGUCCGUGAGCUUUGAUGCCACGGCAGUUAUAUGGGAGAAGCAAGGCAGUUCAUACGAAGUCAUUGCGAGUCUGGAGGGCCAUGAGAGCGAGGUGAAGAGCGUGGCCUGGAGUCCGUCAGGAGAUUAUUUGGCAACCUGCAGUCGUGACAAGAGUGUCUGGAUCUGGGAAGCUGAUGCUGACACGGACUUUGAGUGUAUCUCGGUGCUCCACGGUCAUACGCAAGACGUCAAGUGCGUGGCUUGGCAUCCAACCGAGAACCUCCUCGUGUCGACAAGCUACGAUGACACUAUCCGUAUAUGGGCGGAGAACGAAGACGACUGGUACUGCAAAGAGACGCUGACAGGCCACACGGCGACGGUGUGGGGAGUUGCAUUGAAUUCACAGGGCACUGAGAUGGUGUCGGUAUCGGAUGACAAAGACAUGAAAGUGUGGCAGUAUGACGCCAACAGUAAGGACGUGAAUGAGGACGGAAGCUUGAAGCAAUGGAAAGAGACGUCGACCCUUUCCGACUUUCACGAACGCACCAUCUUCAGUGUAGACUGGUCCAAGCAUGAGAAUGUUGUCGUUACAGGUGCUGGUGACAAUGCCAUCCGAGUGUUUCGCGGCCAGUCGACAGGAACAUCAUCCUCUUUCGACCUAGUAGUUGACCAGAAACAGGCACAUGCGAGCGACAUUAACUGCGUACGAUGGAGUCCACAACUUUUGGAAGAAAAUGGUACAAAGACGUUGUUGCUCGCUUCUGCUGGUGACGAUGCUCUCGUACGCAUCUGGAAGUUCCACUUGCCUUAA